Molecule: messenger RNA, 3407 nt
Organism: Metopolophium dirhodum (rose-grain aphid)
Lineage: Eukaryota; Metazoa; Arthropoda; Insecta; Hemiptera; Aphididae
Product: nose resistant to fluoxetine protein 6-like
Molecular function (GO): acyltransferase activity, transferring groups other than amino-acyl groups
Source: RefSeq, a predicted model, not a curated record
GACACGAAGGAGGAUCUAUAUAUUCUAUUAUAUAAAACACAUCACUGUCUUAGUGUCUUUAAAAGUUUAAACAUAAUAUUAUAAUCGUGACGUUAUAACACAAAACGAUUUCCUUAUUAAUUUAUGAUGUUCCCUGAAGCUGGUUGUUUUUGAACAUUUCAUAGAAAAUUUAGACGGUAAAUUUUAAACAACGGCAAUGUCAUACAUAAUAAUUGUACAGGAUAUAAAAUGUGAACCGUGAACUUGAAAUAUAAUCUUGUUUUGAUGAGAGCAAAAGUUACAAGCCCCUACCAAUAAAACGCGUGUAAAGGCUAUCGUGUUUUCUGGACUCGUUUUGUCUCUAUGCCAUUUCCGUUUGUCUCUAUGCGUUUAUGCACGACGCAAACCAGUCGUAGCGUCCAUCCAAACCAGUCGUGACAGCCACACAAACCUGUCUUGCAAAUCUCAACGUAAUAUAUCACAAAUAUCAAAUAAUACGGCUAAACGGCAGAUCAUAGCUCAGUGUUACACGCUAGCUUUGUAAAUUAAACGUAUUAAUAAGAGGCGCGUGGGAUAAGCAAAUAUCAUGCAUUUCCGCGUCUCAUCAUUUUCGUCGGUGGCCAGCAUAAUAAUAGUAUUGGUUCUGCAUCUGUCGUGUUUCACGAAAAAUAUUUCGGCAUCGGAAUUCUCACUCCCCGCAGAGGAAACCAGUAACUCCGAUUUAUCUGAAAUAGUUCCGCCAGAUGAUAGCAUAUUCACCACGGUGCCAUCGGCACUUGGCCAAGACGAAGCGAACGAAACCAAUUCACUACCAGCUGUUCCAUUAAACCUGGAAGGAGAGCCGAUGGUUAAAAAACUCUCCACAGCAGAGUUUUUGGUUGAGGUGAAUGGUGAACUGACUAUCGAAAAAUUACCUCCUCAAGCAGAUAAUCCGUUAGACCUAAUUAAUUCCUACAAACAAUCCCAAACAGAAGUUACGUAUGAUGUAAACGAUCCAACGAACACCGAAAUACCAGUUUCGGAGGUUUCAUACGACGUGAAAAGUGAGACAACCACAAAAACUACACAGCCAGCAGAGUCUUCGACCAAAGGUAACAAAGUGGCUGAAAACCCGUGGAUACAGAGGAUACGAAUUUCCAAAUCCAGAAGUCUUGAACUUUCCCGACAGAUGGACACCACCAAAAUGUCUUCUGUAAAGCCACUUUUGUUGGGCCAGAUUAUCUCAAACGUCCUAUAUGGUGACCCUUGGUUGGCUCCGCAAACAAACUUAAAAUGUGCCAAUGACAUGAGGCUAUACAACAUACACGUGCAAAACUUGACAAUGUGGGCAUUUAGAAUGUUAGAUGCCACAUCAAAAGGUCCUGAAGGACUUGUAGACGCAAACACAUUCAGUUUCGGAAAUUUCGAUCAAUGUAUUGAAACAAAAUCUAAAAACUUCGGUAUAUCUGGUGGAUACACAUUAGUAGACAUUGAUUUUCGACCAAGUGUUCAAGUAUAUCCAGGAUUUUAUGACAACGAUCACUCGAAAGAUUACGAACCAUUUGACCAAGACGCGUCGACAUGGGAAAUACUGAAGCACAACGUACAAGAGGCUUAUGUACAAAGGCACAAGUUUCAAUGGGGUGUGUGUUUACCAGAUACUUGUCAAUCGGAAGACGUUCAAAAGAUCGUGAGCAACGUAUUAAUACCAGAGAUGAACCGUCAUGGAUUGGAAGGUGAUGUGACCAUCGACCCAUUGUUGCACACUUCCAAAGAAAAUGUAUAUAAAUUCACUGCGGGUUUCUUCUUUGUCUGUUCAAUGUACGUGAUGGUCGGACUACUUGUCUUAGUAGGCACCUUAUAUGAUUUAAUUUAUUUACAAUACCGACCAAAAUCUGAACACGGACCAAUGAAAAAAAUCAUGAAACCUUUUUCACUUAUCUCAAACUUUGAAAGACUUCUAAAACCGUCGGAGACCGAAGAGUUUUCAAUUAUUAACGGACUUAAAGUAUGUGCAAUUCUACAAGUCAUUAUCGGCCAUAGAUGGUUUAUUGAGCUUGGAAACCCACAGUCAAAUCCCAAUUUCACUCAUUGGAUGAUUCACAAUUUCUGGUUGGGCUACUUUAAAUGCACCAUAUUUUUGGAAACAUUCUUUGUAAUAAGUGGAUUCCUCACUUUCUAUCUAAUUACAAAACAGCUUACAGAAAAAAAACAUUUGAACUUUAUACCCAUAAUGAUUUAUAGAUGGUUGAGAAUAUUCCCAGUGUACGGAACACUUAUAGUCACAUAUAUUUUCGUACUUCCGUAUCUGAAUAGUGGUCCUUAUUGGAGGAUGAUCGUGUAUAAGGAAUCGGAAAGGUGUCAAAACAACUGGUGGACAAACGUACUUUUUAUUAACAACUACGUUCACACUGAUGAGUUGUGUAUCAUCCCGUCAUGGUAUUUAGCUUGCGAUAUGCACUUCUUCAUAGUUGGUACACUACUCACCUAUGCAAUUUGGAAGUGGAGGAAACAAGGGCUCGUGAUACUUGGGGCGUGUUUGACUUUGUCAACAGUAAUUCCUGCUUAUAUAAUAAUGAAUGAGAAGCAUCGAGGAACGGCUGAUAUUACUCCACAAAAUCUUAAAGAUCUCAGCAAAGAAAGAUUUUACACUGAAGUGUAUAUAAAAAGCCACAUGAGGUCAAUGACUUACUUUGUUGGAAUCUUAGCAGGAUACAUGUACACGAGGAUGAAGGAAGCUGACUACAAGUUGGCAUUGAAAAGUCGUAUUUUCUGGGCUCCAGUUGUCCUUAUGAUUGGCAAUAUUAUAUACUUGAGUUCUGGAACAUUCUUUACACUAGGACACCGAUAUGUAAAUUACGAGCACGCAAUAUACUUUACAGUCGGCCGACUCGUGUGGUCUAUUCUUAUCUCAUACGGGAUAAUAGGUCACGGACUCUCCGGAUUUGGGGUUUGCAUCAGUGGCUUUUUAGGUCAUAGAGUUUUCCACGUUCUUGGAAAAUUAGUUUUUUGCAUUUACAUGUACCAAGAAAUCAUUCAACUCCAAACGAUUGGAUCCAUCGAGAAACCAACAUACCAAAACUUAACAUUAAUGUUUUGGAGAUUUUGUGCUGACAGCACGGUGGCCAUCAUGUACGCAUUUGUUAUUAAUGUAAUGAUCGAAUCGCCGUUUGAUAGAGUUCAGAAAAAUGUUAUGAAAAUAUUUGUUGGAGAUGCGUUUUCAAAGCCGAAAGCACAACUACCAAUUGAAAAAACUAAAAACAUAUCAGAAAACGGUGUGGCACAAGCAUAGCUUUGAUGUAUUUAUUAUCUAAUAUUGGUAAUUUAUUCCUCAGAUGAAAACAUGUUUCAUAUAUUUUGUAUAUUUUAUUGUAACAAUUUAAAAGAUAAUAUUAUUUAUAUAUUUAUUAUUUAUUGGGCUUGAUACCAUUAAACAUAAUUUAAAAGUA